Molecule: messenger RNA, 4391 nt
Organism: Tyto alba (common barn owl)
Lineage: Eukaryota; Metazoa; Chordata; Aves; Strigiformes; Tytonidae
Gene: NUDT4
Product: nudix hydrolase 4
Exons: 5
Coding region: 358-903 (181 amino acids)
Biological process (GO): diphosphoinositol polyphosphate metabolic process; diadenosine pentaphosphate catabolic process; diadenosine hexaphosphate catabolic process
Cellular component (GO): cytoplasm; nucleus
Molecular function (GO): endopolyphosphatase activity; diphosphoinositol-polyphosphate diphosphatase activity; bis(5'-adenosyl)-hexaphosphatase activity
Source: RefSeq, a predicted model, not a curated record
GCGCGGUGCGGCGCGGCGCGCGCGGGCGCAGGAAUGUGCGUUACAGUUAAAUAGUGGGCGCAGGGGCGGCCGCCGCGGUGCGCGGGGCGGUGGCGGCUCAGGGCCGGGCCGGGCCGGGGCGGCGCGGCGGGAGAGAAGCCUCCAUGGCGCGGCGCGGCUCCUGGGGCGGCGGCGGAGCGGUGGUGCUGUGACAGGAGCUCGGCAGCCGGGACUGGCCUUCCUCCUGCCCCACUCCCGAGCCGGGGGGGGGGGGGGAGAGCCCGCGGCGGCGUCCCCGGGGGCGCGGCGGCGCUCGGAGAGAGCGGAGCCGUGGCGGCGGCAGCGACGGCCGGGAGCAGCCGGCGCGUCACCGCCUCUAUGAUGAAAUUUAAGCCGAACCAGACGCGGACGUACGACCGGGAGGGCUACAAGAAGCGGGCGGCGUGCCUCUGCUUCCGCAGCGAGCGGGAGGACGAGGUGCUGUUGGUAAGCAGUAGCCGAUACCCAGAUCAGUGGAUUGUACCAGGUGGAGGAAUGGAACCAGAAGAAGAACCAGGGGGAGCAGCUGUCAGAGAAGUGUAUGAAGAGGCUGGAGUAAAGGGAAAGCUAGGCAGACUGCUUGGGAUAUUUGAGCAGAACCAGGAUCGGAAGCAUAGGACAUAUGUUUAUGUUCUUACUGUGACAGAAAUACUGGAAGACUGGGAAGAUUCAGUUAAUAUAGGAAGGAAAAGAGAAUGGUUUAAAGUAGAAGAUGCGAUCAAGGUCCUUCAGUGUCACAAGCCUGUUCAUGCAGAGUACUUGGAAAAACUGAAACUGAGCUGUUCACCCACUAAUGGAAACUCUGUGGUUCCCCCUCUUCCAGAUAAUAACUCCUUAUAUGUCACUUCUGCACAGACUUCUGGGUUGCCCUCUACUGUGAGAUAAACAUUUGGAUUACCUUUUUAUUCAUGUCAUCACAAGGGGAGACAUCUGUGAUCACAUGUAGGCAUCUGUAUAACUGUCAAUUCUAAGUGAAAUAUGUGAAUGUGUCAUAAUGUCAGAUUUAUUUGAACAUGUUUUUCCUUUUUAACAAUGUAAAAUAGUGUUUCAGCAAACCAAAGCCAUAUAUGGAUUUUUUUUAAGAUGCCUUAAUAGGCCAUUUUUAAAAAAUAAACUUGAGUAUAUAAAUUUCCAUAUCUGCUAAAAUAAAAUAUGCAUCUCAGUGGUGUUCAGCUUACUUAAGACUUGUCAGUUUUAGUCAGUAGUUCUGCAAGAGUACUUGCUUAGAAAAAAGUUUGAGCAAAUUGUCUUAUACUAAACUCUACUUGGUAUCUGCAGAUGAAGUGCUAAGAUCUUAAGAUAGCGGUGUUUGGGUAGAUGGGUGUGUUGAAGGCAGAGAUGUGUAGGUGUGACUACAACAAAGCACUAAGCCACCCACAUUCAGCCUGUCAGAAGCAAAGGGACGGGACACUAAGCACUGCUUGCCUCAGCUAUCCAAACAGUUGCCUUGUCCUAUGCAAUCUUCAUGUCGUGUAUAACAGGAGCAAGACCAGUAACUCUGUCUUGCAGCUACCAAAACUAUCCACUAUACUUUUGUUUCAUCACUUGGUCAGCUGAUAAACUGUCAGAAGACUUACACGAAAAGCACUGUAGAUUGCUCUUCCCCCGUUUUUCUCCUUUUAGCAUUUUGAUACAUGUUUUAUAAUUACACUGCAGGUUCCAAAACCUUCUGAUCUUCAAGGAGAAGCAUCUUACCUAGUGUUCCUGCAGUCUGCUGUAAUUUAAAGAUGUUUAGAGGAAAGUAAGACUUACCCAAGGGGGGCACCCUUAUGCUACAGAGGUGUCUGUUAGCAAGCGUUGAGGUACCAUGCCCAGCAGGCGCCAGUAGUGGUACCUCCUGGGCCUGGAGACAGGUGGGUAGAUACUUACACUACUAGAGAAAUAAUACUCCUUUGUCUUACUCAGAAGGUGUGCUGAAAGCCCCAACUUUAAGUUAAUUCUUAAAUAUUGCGGUUUUCCUGUUUUAACAUCAAUUGCUUUAGCUUCUUGAAUUAAAAGCUGGCCUCUUGAGAAAAACUUAGUUGGAAUAAGUGAGGUACAGCUGACAACUUCCCUGUUCUUAAUUAUUUUCUCUUUUUUUCAGCCAAAAAAAUGAAAACUAAAUCCACUGUUGGUCUUAAUGUUUCUACCAUAGGAUUACUCUCUCUGUGUACAUGUGUGUGUAUGGUUUCUUCUACAAGAACACAAUCUAAUUCAUAUGAACAUCCUAAUUCUGAAUUUUUUCUAGGAUCGAAACCCAACUGUACCUCUUCUAUAGCCAGCCAAAACAAAGGUUGAGGUAGACCGUUACCUCACAUGUGAAGCUUAUUCUGGGUAAAGCUCAUUCUCUUACACAACAUUUGAACCUUUGUAAAUAGUCCAACUAGUAAAUAGUGAGUGUAAAAUGGAAAAUAAAUGUAAUUUAAACCUUAAACCUUUUGUUACUCAAUACACAAAUGGUUAACUUCUACUUUUUUAACACAAAUUGUGUAAAAUGCUGCUAUGAAUUUUUUUGUGCUGUUACACUUUUUUAGGAAAAAAUGUUGUUGCCACAAGUUACUCCUUAGAGAACCAAUCUUGUGCCAUAUGUAAAUGCAGUGAAACUAGGGAGACCUGCUCUGGUCUCUUAAUGCUGCUCUCUUUGAAGAGGCAUAAAUACUACUGACAAGAGGCACGAGCCGCAAAGCUGAAGACUUCUGAAAUGUCGGUUGGAUGCUGCUUUCCAUCCCUGUAUCUCCUAUUUAUUCCAAGUCACUUCUGAACUGGAAAGAACACACAACUCUGUUCAGGUGCACCUAAAGGGGGAAGUGUUGCCACCCCCUUGCCCAGCCUGGCAGCCCCGAGGUGGGUGCGGGGGAAGGGAGCGGUGGUGAGUCAGUCCUGCCCACGCGUAGCUGUACGUUACGCUGAAUCUAAUCCAGACUGGGACACCAUUUGCUCAGCUCGCUGCUUCAAACGGAGGGGUCUAUCAGAAGCACUGUUCUGCCAGGCGAAACAGAGGAGAGUUGAGCAUGUUGAAGAAGGUCUAAUUUGUGCUAAAAUUAUACCCAUGGUGUUGCAAGGGUACCUCUGGCUCUAAAGCUGCCUUUAAGAGUGAAUCAUUUAGCUCCCUUUUUUGAUCACUUUGCUCACUUUUUUUGUUCAGUAGUCAUUUUAACACUUUAAAUUGAGCAAACUUGUACAGGCUUUCUUGCAACAAGAUUAUACAGAAUCUGUGAAAGCUAAAACAAGAAUCCAGAGUUUGCGUUCUUAUUCAUAAAAAAUGCUUCUGUCUCAGAUUCUUGGAAUGAAACCAAUUGAAGCUUGUAUGAGAUUUAGUGGUAAUGCAUGGUCUUAUUUUGUAACUCUUGAAUUAUGUAUUUGAUAAUAAUGUAAAAAUGUACAGUAUUGCUGUUGCUAACAAACUCAGAGUUGAUUGCCUAUAAAUAUUUUGGUUAUUUUUUGGUCACAUACAUUUGAGCUGUUUAGUAGCGCCAGACAGACUCUUUUUUUUUUUUUUUUUUCAAACAGCAUUUGUUGUAUAAAUCUCUUCAGUCUCUAUGCAACCUUCAGAAUGAAGCUCUAUUGCUUAGUUUGACUUCUACUCCCUUUCAAAGAUAAAUGUUCUGUGAAUUGUAAAGCUAAAUUUGAAAACACUUCAGUUAUGCUACAGGGAACAACUGUAGUAAACAGGCACUGGUACAGCUUCAGUCCUAAUGAAUCCAACACUAAACUUCAAUAUAAAGGCUCUGUGUGAAGAUCAGAAUAGGAAGGCUAAAGUUUUUUCCUACUACUUAUCAAUUUAAAUGCAGAAGCAUUUUGGUUUUACAUGCAUCUCUUUCAUAUAGUGCAGAUUUGGGAUUUUUCUCAUGCCAUAAAUUCUAUACAGUGUAUCCAGAUUUGGUUCUCCAGAGGAGGAGGGGAAAAGACAGGUUGUCAUCUGCAAUUUUCAGAGUUGUUUGUAGUGUUGCUUUUCCUGGCUGUUGGGUUUUGAGAUUGAGUUAGAUUAAGGUGGUAUCAAAUAGAAAAGCCUUAAAGUUUAAAAUAAUGUGGAGCUAGAAUUAAGUGAAAUGGAUGUGCUUUUAAACCACAAGAAAUACUGAGGUACUGCAGAGAGGCUGUUACAGUGAAAAAAUCUUAUUUUGGUGCUUACUGCACCCCUGACUUAGCCUAGCAUUGGUCUAUUAACAAUGUGCUGUGAAAAAAAAAAAAAAAAAAGAAAGAGGCAAACACUUGGUUUACUGACCAACAUGGUUUGUGAAGUGAAAACUGAAGGGAAGGGGUGGGGGUGGGGGGAGCAAAUUAAGUUGUAAACAUUUUGACCUGCUUGCAUGGAUUUUCUUUAAUGAUUGAUGUAAGAAUUUUGACUUUUUAUAUUUGAGAAAUACAAGAAUAAAAUCUAAAUUAGUCCUGUG